CUAUAAUUCUUUGGAUUUGGUGGAAUUUAGAGCAAAGAAAAGGCAACAAGCAAAAUCUUUAUCUAAGCCAAAUUUAAGUCAAGACAAUUUCAAUAAUGAUGUUGAAUGUGAAAGCAAAUAA
Messenger RNA from Scutellospora calospora, 121 nucleotides. NCBI's taxonomy places the organism in Eukaryota, Fungi, Glomeromycota, Glomeromycetes, Diversisporales, Gigasporaceae. The record is from the annotation of a GenBank genome assembly.